AAUCAGUUACAAAUUAAAUUCAUUAGACAGUCAGUUUCAAAACUCGGAGACAAAUAUGAAGAAUCUUCGAAUAACCAUUGUUGCGUUCCUGGCCGUUCUUGUCUUCACCACAACUGUUACAAAUUCUUUGGAUGAAUCUAAGGUGGACACUAUAUCCGGAUUCAUAGAAAACAACUGUAAAUUGGACCAGGGUUGUUUAAACCACAUUGCAUGUAAGCAUUGUUCCUAUCGCAAUUGCAAAUGCGAUAAUGGAACUUGUAAAUGCCAUGGCUCUAAACCCCCAAGCCCUUGAUCCAACUGCAUCUUGAACUUAUCUUUCUCCUAUAUACUCCUUUGUUUGUAAAUUAUGCAUAAGAAAAGAAAACAUUAUGUUCAAU
Molecule: messenger RNA, 377 nt
Organism: Arabidopsis arenosa
Lineage: Eukaryota; Viridiplantae; Streptophyta; Magnoliopsida; Brassicales; Brassicaceae
Source: the annotation of a GenBank genome assembly